AUGCAGUCAGGAAGCAACGAGCCAGCCGCUGCGGCGGCGGCUGCUGCUGAUAUCACCAGCGACAACGAAGGCGCGCAAAUAACAUCGUCAAAGGCAAGCUUCGAAGACGCGCCGCAAGAACAGCCACCCAGCACCUCGAACUCGGGCAAAAGCCAUCCGUCCGAAGACAGAGCUCCAAGCGAGGACGCCGGAAGAGACAACGGCAGCAAACCAGCUUCACAAAAGGUUCCGAGCAGACAACCAUCCGUCGAGGGAACCCGGGCAGCAGUCGUCGCAGGAUCAUCAUCGCAACAGGGAAGCCGAGCCGGAUCCCAGCAGGGCAGCAGGAGGGGUUCCAACGAAGCGGCCGUGGCCGGCGGCGGCGGUACAGCCGACGCCCCGACCGCUGCGUCGGACGCGGCGAUCGCCAGGGAGCGCGCGCCCGGCGACGAGAACCGUGAGGCAUUCCGCGACUCCACGAUCACGGCCGUCAGCGAGAGCACGGCGCAGAUGCUCGGUCGAGACGGCGUGCCAAAGACCACGACUGAUCCGGCGGCGGCAGGAGUCCUUGCGGGAACGGGCGAGACCCCCGGCGACGACGACGAGCUCGAGCCCCUGACAAAGUACGUCGACUGGACGGAACACAUCUCCAUCUCCAUCGGCCCGUUUGUCAUUCUCUUCUUCGAUCUCGCGCUGCCGGUCUGCAUCUACUACAGUUGGCUUCGCGCCCGACGAAACGAUCGUCGCGCCGCGUGUCAGUCUGCCUACGACGCGGGCGUGGAAUGCGGACUCCCUCCCGUCCAGACGGUUGAGAGUAGAAUUCUCGGUUUUGCCAUUAUUGCUUUCGGUUUCGGAGAAGUGUACAUCCUCAUUGUGCGAGUAUAUCGACUCAUCGCCCGCUUCGACGAGUGCGCGCCGCUGCUGUCCAAGCACUGGUGGGAGCUGGACGCCACGACCUGGGUUUACGCGCUCGGUCUGAUUGCCGCCUUGGUCCCCUUUGUCUGCUCAACCACAGUUUACGAGCCGGACGUUGUCGAGUGGCUGUACCUGUACUCUCCCGCCUUCAUGUUCAUGGUCCUGGACGUCAUUGCCUUUGCGACGUUGAUCCCGAUCAAGAUCCCGUUCCGUAUCAACUCGGACCCCAAAGGCACACGUCUCAAGCCCAUCGUCUACUAUGCCGCCGAAGACUUCUUCGCCGUCGACGGAGCGCAGAACAGGGAGUUCCGCAAAAGAUAUGUCGAGCGGUACGACAAGUCGAUGAUGUUCCGCAAGAUGAUUCUUGAGUUGACGCUCUUCUGGAUCGGCGGCUGCACGGCGUACAUUGGCUACGUGGCCGGCAUCAUUUGGAACCUGGAGUUUGAACGCGCGUUUGGCACGACGUUGGGCGUCUUGUUUGGAUGGAUUAUAAUCUGGGGUGUCACUGCGAGAUUUUGGAUCGAGUACGCGAUCAAACGCGAGCAAAAGUGGUGGAAAGAGAACAAGGCCGAAAGAAACGCGGCCAAGCUUCAAUGA
Messenger RNA from Colletotrichum abscissum, 1491 nucleotides. RefSeq lists its product as uncharacterized. Bases 1 to 1491 code for a protein of 496 amino acids. The transcript has a single exon. Lineage: Eukaryota; Fungi; Ascomycota; Sordariomycetes; Glomerellales; Glomerellaceae. The record is from RefSeq and is a predicted model, not a curated record.